Molecule: messenger RNA, 9374 nt
Organism: Cyanistes caeruleus (blue tit)
Lineage: Eukaryota; Metazoa; Chordata; Aves; Passeriformes; Paridae
Source: RefSeq, a predicted model, not a curated record
AUGAGCUUCAUAAAGUUCAACAAAGCCAAGCACAAGGUCCUGCACCUGCGUUGGGACAUCCCCCAGUACCAAUGCAAGGUCCCCAAAUACUUGUCACAACAAUGGAGUAAAGCUUCAGGAAGAGGUGAAGUGGGAAAACUAAGGAUUGUCAAAAAUCAAGGAAGAACAGAGGUGUCAUUUACUUUGAAUGAAGAGCUUGCAAGCAUCAAUGAUAUUGGAGGAAAGCCUGCUUCAGUCAGUGCACCCAGGGAACAUCCAUUUCUUCUACAAAGUGUGGGAGGACAGACCUUAACAGUGUUCACAGAAACUUCAGUAGAAAACCAAUCAGAAGAAAAAUCAGAGAGUGGCAGUGCUGAUAAACUUGCCCUGGAAGGAAUAGUGGUGCAACGUGCCGAAUGCAGACCUGCAGCUAGUGAAAAUUAUAUGAAGCUGAAAAGAUUACAGAUAGAAGAAUCUUCUAAACCUGUGAGGUUAUCACAGCAGCUGGACAAAGCUGUAACCACAAACUAUAAACCAGUGGCUAAUCAUCAGUAUAAUAUUGAAUAUGAGAAGAAGAAGAAAGAAGAUGGAAAACGAGCUCGAGCUGAUAAACAACAAGUGUUGGACAUGCUUUUUUCAGCCUUUGAGAAACAUCAGUAUUAUAAUAUUAAAGACCUGGUGGACAUAACCAAACAGCCAGUGAUAUACUUGAAAGAAAUUUUGAGAGAAAUAGGCAUCUACAAUGUGAAGGGGACUCACAAAAACACAUGGGAGCUGAAGCCGGAAUACAGACAUUACCAAGGAGAGGAAAAGAGUGAUUAACAAAAACAUUUAUGAUGUAAGAGAGACUGCACUGAGGAAGCUGUGGUGUUUACAGACAGGACUGAGCACAGUGCAAUUCUGUAAGGAUGAAGAUAAAUUAAAGCAGCUGAUAAUUUGUAAUUUUCUGUAGCCUUUUUUCCCCACGGAGUAUUUCUUGUAUGUUUCUAUAUAUGCUUUGUCUUUGGACAGGAAAAGUUUAUAGAUUAAACUUGUAUUAGAGGUAUCUUUAUUAGAAAUCUUUUGAGUUCUCCUCUUACUUUUUCUUGGUAGCUUUGUGGCUUUUCCAAGCCUCGGUAACUUUAAUGGAAAAUGUGUCUUAGAGGAACCCAUAACUUUGUGAGCUUGCAUUCCAAUGUAAGCAGGUUAAUACCCUUGGUUCUCCUGGGGUCAGUCAGGGCUUCAUCUGGAAGCCUGCAAAUGUGCAUAACCUUUUGUGCAGUGUUUGUGUGGAAUGGACAGGAUGCUCCUCUUGGUAUCAGGCUUUGGGGAAAAACAGCCACAACCAUGGUGCUCAUCACAAUCCUUAGACUCCCUGGGAACAAACCAAUGCAGUUAAAAACCCAUAAAAUCUGUGGGAAGAUGUCAGUCCCCUCCAUGUGAUUACUGAGAAAAAAAAAUGAAACAGAAAUGUCGGUAAGGUACAGCAAGGAAUAGUUUUAUCUUUUGUUUGAUUUUUAUGCUGAUACCAUACUGUUUAAGAAUAUCAAUAAAAAUAUUAUUUUAAUUUGUACCACACAAUCUUCUACAUUAUUGACUGAACACAUGAUUUAGGUGGCAUAAGUCUGGUUUUUUUUCAAAGCCUGUUUCUAUUGCUGGCUUUGUCACUGUGUUCCUCUGUGGUUUGGGAAAGAUUGCUAAAUGUGUCUGUCUCUGUUCCCCUGUUUUUGGAAUGCACACUGCAAGGGUUGUCCCUUCAACAAUCCUUUUUAGGAGGGAGCAGGGAGGGGACUAUUUAAUUAUAUUCUCAAAGGUUCUAUGUUAAAAAGCGAAGAACACAGAGUGGGAUAACCUCAUUGUUAUAUCUGUAAAUGAAGGUGAGGUUUGAUAGCUCAGCUUUUACAUUCUUUCAUGUCCUUCAGGUGUAUACAUCAUUUCGCUCACAGGGAAUGACACAGGGAAGGAAACAUUCCAUUAUUGGUGCACUUGGAAGCAAUGAAAGGCUCAGGGAGUGAUCAAAUGCUUUCAGAGGUUUGUAAAACAACCCUUAUACAUAAGUCAUACGAUUUUGCUCAAUUUUUUUCUAGAGCUGUCUGUGUAGGUAUCUCUCCACAGCUACACUUCAGGCUGGUGCUCAGUGUCCUGUGGCAUUAAAUGCCCAGUUCCCAGGAGAGGGACUGCUGAGAGUUUUGAAGAGCAGAUCACAUUCCGGGGGGGGGGGGGGGGUGUGCUUUCAUAAAUACUGCCACUGACUUGUGUCUCCUUGGGCUCUACAGCAGGACCCAGCUUGCAGAUGGCUGCAGGAGCCAUCUGAGGAUGCCGAGAGGAACACAGGAAGUCAGCCUUUGUGUCUUGCUGUGGAACAUGACGUGCUCCCCGGCAGUAGCCAGAGCUUGCUCACACUGCUGUCCUCAUCGUACUGCUCAAGUCCUCUGUGGAUUUGUGUUCAGGGAUGUGUAGGAUGAGAGUUCCUGCCUUUCAUGAGCUGGGCUCCUUGGUGGGAUCCGUGUCCUGUUUCAGAAACUGAAGUACCCAGCAAGUCUAGGUCAGCUUCUCCCUUGUGUUGCUCCUUGCAACCAUUCAGGGGGAUGCCAUGCAAUACUGAUUAAGCAGUAAUUAAGUAGUAAGUGUAAUUCAGGUAAAAAUGACUGUGCCAUUUCAGAGGGCAAUGGUUACCUUGAGUGAGAUCCCCAGCAGGAUUUAGUAUAGCAGGAAAGCUUUAGAUAUAUUUCUGGUUUUAUGUGAGCUGCUUCAGUUUGUCUUUGGUCGAGAGGGACAGUCAGCAUGAAAUGCCUGAACAUGUAACUAAAGGAAGUAUUUCAUUGAUCUGCACUGCCUUUGGACAGGGUAAAUAAGCUCUGCUCAGGAACAAUGGAAAACAUGCAGAGCACUCUAUUUUUCAUGGGGUUUAUGGUUUUUGCAAAGGGCUAACUUUUUAUGGGUGUCAUUAAAAACAUGUAGGGUUAGAAGUAAACAGAAAAAAGCAGUGAGUUUUCAACCUGCAAGCAACCAGGAAGUUUGAGGAAUGCCAACGUGUAAUGGUUUGCUUGCAGCCUUCUGUGGAGUAGCACCAGUUAUACUGAGGAGCAGAACAGUGCUCAAAAAUGGACUUAGGAAAUGCUGUAUCAGAGUAAAGUAAGAGAAGAUAACCAGCAGGUCUAGAAGCCAGGCAGCUUGUGAACUGCUUUUUUUACCUGCUUCCUGCAUGAUUUUGAAGUUUUUCUAGCAUGUUAGGUGCAAUUGGAAUUUUAACCUCAAAAGCUGUCACAAAAUCCAAGUGGUAUGAGAGAAAGGAACAAUAAGCCCACAGAGGUGCUGAUCGAGAACAUGAAAGAUGCUCUCCCAUGCUGGCAGCAGAACCUGUGUCAUUCAUUCAAGGGCUCUGCUGGCUCCUGCCUGGUGGGAGCACAUGAUAAAGGUGAAAGUGGAGUUUUUAAAUGCCCUUGGCCAGGUCAUCAUCCAGCCUCCAGCUCAGCUAUGGGAUCUUGCAAUAUAAACCAUCAUAGACACAGAAACAUCAAGAUAGAUGCUGCUAUGGGUCCCAUAUGGUACCUUCUGCAGUAACCCAGGGCACUGCAGGACUAGUCUAAAUUCAUACAAGGCUGGUAUGAUUGAGAAUUUGGUAGAGCCUUGUUUGGAUCCAUCCCUUAAUAAGCAGGAAAACCUCUCCUGCUCCACUGUGCUGGUUCUGCACAUGGCCCUUACACAAGUGCUGUUGGCAGGAUUUCCAUCUGCCAGAAGAGAGGCUCAGAGGUGCUCAGGUCUGAUUCCCUGGCCCCCACUUUUGGAUUAAUUUAAACUCUGGACUUGCAGCAGUGAUGAACAAUUCUCUGCUGGUCUUCCCAAGUGCUGUUGUCUCUGCUUGAUGCUGAGCUUUGUUCAUGCAGAUGUUCUUGAAUAUUAAUGGUCAAAAUGCUGCCGGGCGAGCAGGUCCCAGAGGCAUGAGCAGAAGUUUCUGUGUGCUAAAUGCCACUAAAUGAGAUUAAAAGCACAUCCACUCUUCCAGCACUGCUUGUCCAGAAUGACCAGUUUGAAUCAUUGGAAAUUUCAUACUUGGUAAGCUCAGGCAGUACCAGCAGGGACCUGAGCAGACACAAGGUGACAGCCAGCCCUUUAGAGAUCCCCUGCUCACUCAAACCCCCUUCUCUUUCUCCCCACCCCAGGGCAAUGAGGAGAAUCCAAGCAAACUUUGUAUGUUGAGAAAGUUCAGUAACUGAAAAUUAGUAAAAUAUAGUAGUAAUGGUGAAAGGUUAAAAAAAUGACCAUAGAAAAACAAGUGAUGGACAAUACAAGUAGUCACCCUCUGACUGAUGGCAGACCCCCCUUCCUGAACCCAGGCAGGCCCCCCUUGUGGGUAAGCCUGCCCCAUUUAUAUACUGGGCAUGGCAUUCUGCAGUAUGGAAUAUCCCUACUGAGCACAAGCCACCUAUCCCAGCUGUGCUCCCCCCGUUCCUUUUGCAUCCCUUCUCACGGGCAGAGCAUGAAACAGCAGAAAAACAUCCUUGACUUAGGGUAAACACUGCUUAGCAGAAAAACAGAACAUUAGUGUGUUAUCAACACUGCUUGGAUUCCAAAUCCAAAACACAGCACUGUAACAGCUACUGAGAAGAAAAUAACUCAGCAAUGAGCACAGUUGAGUCAGGACACAGGGGGAUUUGGGAUGGCACCUGCUGCCAGGGGUGGGCUGGGGCAGCUGCAGCCAGUGGAUGAAGGGCAGAGUUCACUCCCUGAAACACUUUUUUGUGGACAGCAUGAGGAAGCACCAGAAGCUGCAGGCAGUUCUGUGGCUGCAGCAGAAAUCAUCCCUCCCUGCUGCCACAGGAGGGAUCAAGGGCACCUGGCUUGAGUGCAGGCACAGCUGGAGGUAGAGCAGCUAAACCUCAGUCCUAGAACCAGAUUAUUUCAGUAGCAGUAGUGGGGUUUUGUUAGCUGAGGUCCAUUGUGAGGAGGGCAGGAGUACUCAGCUUUACAUGGCCAUUUCUUGACUACUCUGUUACAAAGAAUUUGGGAACCUAAUCUCUAAAAAACUUCUUGGACAUCUACGUUUGUGGGCAUCCCCUGCUAAAAAGAAUCAAACAGCUGGUCUGCUUUGUGCCAGCACACCUGCACCUUGCUGAGGAAAAGAAGAAAGAGGCUUGCUCACUUACAUGCCAGCAGUGCUUCCUUCCUGUUGCUGGUGGUUACAGAUGGGAAGGUGAAUCCCAGCUGUUAGCUCCCAAGAUAACGUGUGGGCUUCAGAGAAACAAUAGUUCAGCAUUUUUAUCAGUGUGUCCAGCUGCUGCCACAUUGGCAUCACACAACCAAAAUGGUCUUUAAAAGGUCUUCGAGGAUGUUUGGCUCCUUUCUGCCUGAAGUGGAAGGUAAUGAAUGCAGCUCUAGUGGAUUAAAAUGCCCAGCAGCCAUGUGCAUCAACAACAUCCCACCCACUCCUGCAGAAUACACUUGCAGGGUUGCCAGGAUUUGCUGGCAUCCAAAAAAAAGCUCCCUCAAGCCACCAGCCCUGGCCACAGGUGCUUGGCUGUGAUCUUUGCUCAACAGCUUCCAGCUGCAGCUUCAACCAAAAGGCAGCCAAGACACAGGGACUGCAAGCCAGCAAGAGUGUGAUCUUGGGAAUAGAUUUGGUACUGUUUAGGCCAAAAACUUCCAGGCUUGGUUAGGGUUUUUUCCUCCUACCAAAACAUUUAUCCCUGAGUUAAUGAACAUGGUGUUCACCUGCUGCACACUGCCGCUGCCAGCUACAGAGAUUUCCUGGUCCAGAGCAAAACACCCCAGCUCACAAUGGCAGCGACACCCCAGGGAAGUGGCUACAGAACUAAAUCACAGAUGGAAGUUCACAAGAGCAGAAGGAAGUAGCCUAUCUGCUCCAAGCGAGCAGCAGAGUGUGAGAAAGCAGAAGUAUUUCAAUGUAGAUACCACUGCUCUUUAAUGAAAGCAUCCUCUCUGAACGGCUGUCAUUGAAAACACUGCCAAGAUUGCAGUGGGCUGACCUGUGCCAGCUCAACAGCCAGAGACUUGCUUAGGGAAGAAAGCAAAUUGCCAUUUUUCCAUUUUUUUUCCACAUUUGAAAAAAAAUUAGUCUUAUUUUAUUUGGCAACAACCGUGCCCUAAGGUUAUCAUAAUUGCCUGCUGGCUGUGAGCUGAGUUAAAAAAUAAACUCACAAAAAAAAAACCCCAACACCAAUCAAACCCAACUGUUUCCUGCAUACUUUCAUUUAGAAUAUUCCCUUUGCAGGUUCUCCCUCCUUGUGUCAAAGCUGAGGGCUGCACAGGGCUCCAAGACCAUCACCCACUUGGGCUCUGGCACCCACCCCCAGCCCGUGCUCAGUGGGCAAAACUCAGGGCUGGGCACCCCAGAGGAGACAGCAGUACCUCUCCCAGCACACCAGAUGCUCCCUGCACUGCAUGAACAGUCCCAGGUCUGCACCCUUUCUCCUCAAAGCAGCUGGCCAAGCAGCAAACCACUGCUGUAGCAGCAUUCGGACAUUAACAUCAGCCACUGGCACACAGAAAGUGUUUGGGUUUUUUUGUUUGCUUCCAGAGGGCAAAAAUAGAGUGGAUUUGUGGGUGGGGUAGCAAACUAACACAAAAAGCAGGCAUUGAGGGGCAACAGUGUGGGGGGGAGGGCAGAAGGUCAAGGGGAUCAUGGGACAUCUGCCCAGCACAGCAGCUGCUUCCCUCAGCCCCAAGGCAUCACUCCUUUAACCACAGAAGUAUGAAACUGAAAAGGCUGGUUUUUCCUCUCCAUAAGCAAAUCAGCCUUCCUUCCCCUGUCAGCAUCCAGCUUAUAGUGGGUGCAGGAGCAGCCUCCUGGCCCCACAGAGCCCGAGACUUGAGCCAGCAUAAGGAAGGUUUCUACCCAGCUGCUUAACCUGCUCCACGAGGCACAGGGAAAAUAGAGUUUGGAUCCUUCCCAAAUCCACUGAGAGUAUCCUUCCAGGAAUGAGAGAUUCAAUCCUGAUAAGCACAUUUUAAAACAAGGCAGGGCUAAUAACUCCAAAGCUGUUGUCUGAAGUAUGAAGUCUUUCCUUUCCAAAUCACUUCAGCUUUUCAGGCCCAGGAAAGAAACAGCUGCUUGAGAUGAAGAUGGGCCAGAAGAGUAGGAAUUACGCUAUGAGGAACUACGCCAACUUCCUUCCCAGUGCAGAACUGCAUCAUGGGCUGUGGACAAGCACAUUUACCAGCACCAGGCCUCCCCCUUCACAGCAUGUAGUGACUCCCACCUCUCCCUCACCCUGACUUCACAGCAGCCAGCUACCACAGCAGUGCAGCUGCGACAACUGCUUGUCACUGCCGCAGUCCUUCCCUGCCACACCCUCCCUGGUGCUUCUGACAGAAUUGAUGCUGCAGAGCAGCAAGACUUAUCCUCUCCCCUGAGAAACUAUAGGCAGCAAUGCAUUUUUGGGAAGUGCAGUGAGGGCAGCAAGAACACUACUCUUGCAGCUCACUGAAGAAACAAAAUCCAGCAUCUCCAGAGCCUUAGAACUUGAUACUUCAUUGCAGCAGGCUGAAAGGAGUCUUCCCAUCAGAGGCUGUGCGGUGCAGAAAAGCACACCUGCUUGGAGCACAGAUAUCCCUAGUUAGGAGUGUUUGCACACACAAUUAAGUACCCCAAUAAGCCUGGUGUACAGACAGGAUGACACACAAUUUGCCAUUCAACCAAGCAGCAAGGCUGUGCUCAUCAUGCUUUGAAACACCUGCUUUUCAAAGCAGCACUGCAUCUGUACACAGGUGCCACGUGGCAAUUUGCUCCAGGCUGGUGCCCAGGGCUCCCAGCCUUGGCAGGACCAGCCAGGCAGGGGGAGGAGUCAUUUCCACUCCCACAUACCAGCUACAUGGAGUUUUAAACUUUAACUCAUAGGAGGUGGGAGCCAGACUGAGGGGCAGCACAGUUAUACCAGCACUGCCCUGCCCACACUAACUUUACUCAGCUGAGAAGUAAAAUUCUCAGCUGUUUCCCUCUCCUUUAAUACUCCCAUUUUUAAUGAAGAUGCAACAGGAAAGGGAAGACAACAUCCUUACCUGGCCCAAAUAAACACAAUCUGUAAGAAAAGCUAGACUUUAGGCUUUGAACCUGCCUCCCUGCCUUUCAGCCCCGCUGGGUACACCAAAAUUGUACCUUAUCCAGAAGAGAACUAAAAUGGGGUUUAUUUAACCAGACAGGAACCUGAGAGAUAACUAAGGCACACUCCACUCCCUUCUCCAGUCUCUCACUCCUCCCAGCCUGCUGCCAUAUCUAUCUCACCCCUGCAGAAACCCUCCUCCACCUCCACCCUCCAGCACCAGGGGCCAAACACUGACACAAAGAUGUGAAAAGUCUGAAGGAGAUAAACAGUUGGCAAGAGGGCCAUGCCCUCCCCUUUUUGGUACCUUAACCUCCCUAUCCCUCUGCCAUCACUGCAGCAGGAAAAAAGUUAAUGAUUAGCAGUCCAAGGUAACAUCCCUGGUCAGGAACACGGUCAGCAGCAACAGACACUCCCUUGCUCCAGGUGGGGCUCUGAAGGAAUUUGUGUUCCUUUAUUCAAUCCAAACUGCCAUGAGGUCAGACAGGUAGAAAGCGCAAGGAACUCAUUACUGUUGCAUCUCAAGAGAGAACCUAGGAAGCAACAGUGUUUGCUCCAGGUCUGUCAAACAGAUGCAUUCCCCAACAAGACACACAGCAGGAACUAAGUUACAAACACUGCAAGUCUGACACACAGGCAAUCACCCAGUUUGGAAGCAGUCUAGAGCAGGGCUAGGCUGCUCUAGAAAUUCCAACAUUUCUCUCCAAGAGGCCAAGUACAGAAAACCCCCAAAUCCUGCAGCUUGACUGAAUUCUAGUUCAUAUGUUCCCCAACAGCUGUCAAAUACAAAGUACCACAGCCAGGCUGUGCUGGAAAACUCAGCCAUUUUACCUUCUCUCCCCAGUAUUCCCAUCCAGGCUCCUGCCUUGAUCUUGGAGACAUCCUACAGCUCAGAAGAGGCUCAAGUACUCAUGUGACAAAGCAGCUCAGCCAGCACUCCACCUGAAUAGCACAUAUUCCAUUCUGGGAUGUUUUUAUUAUUCACUUCUUACCUCUUCCAGAGAUAAGUCCCUGCACAGUCACAAAAGAUGAAGGUGGUCCAUUCCAUUAGAACAAUUCUUGGACUUUGUCUUACUGACCUCAACCUGCUUCUGCACUCCAGUGCCACAGGCAAACUGAAAUCUGUCUGGAAACAGUCCAGUUGUAAUGCACUAGCAGCAGCCAUGCUACUGACAGCACCCAAUCCAUGGCGCAACCUGUCCUUUGAGUGACCUUGAGAGACACAUCAGACCAAAGGACACCACCUAGAAUGAGUUUAAAUGAGUUUUAUUUUAGACAACCUACAUGAUAGAUGUUUUUUUGUUUUUUUAAAACAAUGCCUCCACUCCAAAUCAGGGUCAAAAUAAGUGAAUAAAG